This is a messenger RNA of Pantherophis guttatus, 1433 nucleotides long. NCBI's taxonomy places the organism in Eukaryota, Metazoa, Chordata, Lepidosauria, Squamata, Colubridae. The record is from RefSeq and is a predicted model, not a curated record.
CCUGGAAGGCAAGAGGCAGAACCAGUUCCACCUCUCGGGCGUUAAGGACGGCCUUUUUCUCCCACCCUCUUCGCUUACCUCUCGGUCUUUCCUCCACCCUUCCAGGCAAAAUAAGCAGCCUGCCCUUAUCGCCUGUUGAAAGUGCUAACAAGAAGUUUCUGGCACGGCGCCCCGUUCUGUCCAGAAAGGCAAACACGCUGGUGGAAAGCCAGACAUAGCUGCCUCUUGGCUCGCAACUCACAGUUGUUUCUCUGCACCAGAGCUGGGCUUAACCGACAGGCAGGGAUGGAGAACUUGAGUAACCUCUUCAAGCAAAAGGCCACCGAGCAGCAUCACAGAGCGGAGGUCAUGAUCGCAGGAGAACAGCUCAGGCUUCGUCUUCAUGACGGCAAGCUUAUAAAGGAUCGCCGUUAUCACCUCCGCACCUACCCGAAUUGCUUCGUGGCCAAGGAGCUCAUCGACUGGUUGAUUGACCACAAAGAGGCCCCUGACCGUGAGACAGGCAUCCGGCUGAUGCAGAAGCUCAUGGACCAUGACAUUCUUCACCACGUGUGUGACGAACAUUCGGACUACAAGGACGCUAAGCUGCUCUAUCGCUUCCGCAAGGAUGAUGGGACCUUCCCGCUCAACAAGGAAGUCAAGGUGUUCCUGAGAGGACAAAGCCUCUACGAGACGCUGAUUGGCAUGGACAACUCCAUUCUCAAAGCCAGAGAAGAGAACCUGGUUAAAUACCAGAGGAGCUUUUUGGGGUGUGAAAUGGUUGACUGGCUGGUGGAGGAAGGGGAGGUCGCCAACCGGAAGGAAGCUACGGAGCUCUGCCAAACCCUCCUUGAACACGGGAUUAUCCAGCAAGUCUCCGCUCAGUGCCAUUUUUAUGACCGGGAUCUCCUCUACCAGUUUCGUAUCAAUUUCCGCCGUAGGAGGCGACUCACAGAACUGCUCAGUGAAAGUUUGCACAGGUCACUUUCGGACAGUCCCGACAGCCCCUUCUGUCUCCGCAAGCUCAACCCCGAGCAAGACCCCUCCAGCUUCUUGUCAGUCCAAACUAAUAAGGAAAUCAAAAUUGUCUCGGCUGUCCGAAGAAGCAGUGUGACCUCCUUGGCUGGAGGAUCCAGUCUCUAUUACAACCUCUCCCCAAACCUGGGACUGGUGCCUGCUGUGGAGUGCAAUCCUAAAUCUGGUGAGCCAUUCUUCCUUAUGUCUACGGAGGUUCUCAGUCCUCCAGGUCCUGGUUGUCCCAAAGGUGCUUUUUUUCCAAGAGGCAACCGGACUUUCUGGUUUUUCUUUGAAGACGUUUCGCUUCUCAUCCAAGAAGCUUCUUCAUUCUUCCUUAUGUUUACUUUUCUUUUUAAAAAAAGUGGAACAUGAAACAAGAGGCGGCCUCACAGGUGGUGAUUGUAUACAGGUAAUCCUCGAUUUACAACCAUUCGUUU